AUGGACACGUUGCAUGCCAUGAAGGUGAGCUGCGAGUGGGGAGGGCGCUUCAGCCACGAUGUGGGCCGGUGUAAGCGGCCCGUGCGCAAAGGCUACGUCUACCCGGAGUUCUUCGGUCAGGUUAGUGCCACCAGCCAGUUUCUGCGUCACUGCUCUGCGCCGCGGCUGCGGAAGGAUGCCUUCACCUUCAAUGCAUCUGCGCAAGAUGUCUCCGAAGGUCGAUUGCCUUUGGAGUGCCGCUGGCUGUGGCCCAGCGUUGGCAUCCUCGCCUUCCUCGGAGCCUUCGGAGCCCUCUUGGGCCUCGCACUUCUGUCCGCCGUGGGCUUCAUCUGCUGCGGGUGUGGAUGCUGCUCCAAGAGCUCCUCUAGAUCGGCGCGGAGGUCUCGCAGCGGAGGAUCCGCGCCAGAGGAGGCGAUAAGGUUGCAUGCCGACUCCGCCGGAGGCAAGCAAGUUGCAGGAGCUGUGCAGAUCCAGCCAACAGAGGCCAAGUUUAGAGAUGAGCGCGUCAUCUACAAAAUUGAGCUGUCCUCAAGCAGAAUACCAACCGACGACGAGGCCGCGUGGCGGUUGCGCUGCCACAUGGGAGUACAGCAGAGAAUCCUAGAGAAACAGAUCCAGGCAGAGGUUUUAGCACUGCGGGCUUUGAGAACCCGCGCCAAGAUGACCCAAAGGAGGGCACGAGAGGAGGACAGCGAUGAAGAGACUAGCGAGAUCAGCGACAUCGAGGACGGUCCAGACUAUGUCACUGCUGGAGGGGAUGAGUUGGAGAAUGCGCUGAUCAUAGUUCACAAGCGCGUCCUUGAGGGUGUCGCUGCGUGGUGCGGCUACGUCUCCAACGGUGUUUGGCUGGCCAAUCUCCAGCGGGGCGAACUGCAGGAGGUUGCCAGCAGCAUCGAGAAGAACGACGCUCGCCCUCUGCUGGUGCUGUUCGCAGAGGCCCUUCUCUUGCGGACCAUGGAGUCCCUGAGUGAGCAGAUCAUGCACUGGCGCAGGCUCCGUGUUCUGAGCAUUGCACUCCGGGUGGCCUUGGCCGUUGUUGCUCCGCAAACUCGGCGCUGCAGCGCUUUCAGAGCCCUUCUUAGCUUCAGCUCCUUCGGGAACUCAGCUGAGAUGCUGUAUCUUAUUCCUCUCGUACUGCCCAUGGCCCUCGCAGUCCUCGACUGCGAGCAUUGUGAGGUGAAGAGUGCCAGCAUGAUCCAGCGUCACGUGCAGAAGCACGGCGAGGACAUGAAGGCACAAUCUUGCAUCGCUUCGACGACGGCCACCUGCGACACAUCCGCGAAAGGCUUCGACGUUGAGAGCCUGCUGGGUCGCAUCCACCAGGAGCCUACCAGUGGUGCCAAACUUGCACUGCUGCGCAAGUAUGGCCAUGAGCUUGCGUCCUACGUGGGCGAGAGUCGUAACCACACGGAGAUCAUGAAGAACGGAACGAUUGACCUGCACACCUUGAUCAACGACCUCAUCCAAAAGCUCCUCGGCGAGUUGACGGAAUCCCAGGCAUCCAUCAAUGCAUCCGUGGAUUCCUUUGCGAGCUGUGCCGAUCACCUAAAGCUGGACCAGGCAUUGGUCAACGCCCAGUCUGUUGCCAUGGCUAACACUUUGCAGCUCCGCUCGGAGACAAACUCAACGAUCACCGUCAGCGGAAACCUGGGAUCGACGGCCGACGAGGCGAACGCGGAGGGCACUCGACUGAAAGGCCUCAUCGAUUCCAAGGUCUCGCAGUACAUCUCCCAUCUGAACACGGUCGUCACGGCUGUGAAUGAGGAGACGCUUGCUAACCAGAGCCUUCAGGAUGCAAAGGACGCAGCGCUGGCGCUCUAUUCCAGUUGCGAAUGCCUCGUGAAGGAACAGCACGACAGCCUGGUGACCACCGUGAACAGCAGCAGCCGCUUGGUGCAUGACAACAUCAAUCUUCUGAAGUACCUGACCUGCAGGCUGCACAAUGGAAAGCAAUCAGACAGUUGCAGCUUGAGCAGCGACGGUGGCAACAGCAUCGACCUCCGUGCAGGGGAAGUCGUGUUAGCAGCAGAUGCCACUUGUGACCAGAGCUCGCAAGUCUCGCAAGGCUCGGGGCCGCCGCAUGGGCCUCCAGUCAAUCACCCAUUUAUAGACUUUGCAUCCACUUGUGCUUGCACUACUGGCCAGAACGACGCUUGCAAUACAAAGUGCCACGGUCCGCAGGAGGAAGGUGGGCAGACCUGCUUCACCUACACAGAUCUCGGGUCCCUGACCUGGAAAGCCUGCAUGCAAGAAGCUUCAAGGCUCGGUGCAACCCUUUGUUCGGAAGAUUACACCGACAAGGGCGGAUGGGGGGGACAUCGGCACGGCAACGAAGCUGAGCAGUUUGAGCGCUUUUAUUCGGUGAAGUUCACACCCAUCACGGACACGGCAAAGUGCGUCGUUGGCAAGCUUGACCGGGUGACAAUGAUGGACAGAUCCAUUUGCUCAGAGAAGGCCGAGUUUGACGGAGACACUUGGUGGUACCAUGAUGCUGGCGAGCUUUACUAUGAUGAGUGUGUGCACAUGGCCAGCAGCGCGGGUGCGACCGUCAUUGAUCCGUCCACAAUCGGCCAGGGUGAUGGCGCGGACUACUGGUUCUUUACCAGGCAUUCCGGAAACGUUUACCAAUAUUGGACAGGUGCUGACACGACUAGCAUGUACAAUGUUGGAUGUAAAUCUCGCGGUGGCCAGAAGAAGUGCAUGUUCGGCUUCAUGCAGGUCUAA
This is a messenger RNA of Symbiodinium sp. CCMP2592, 2724 nucleotides long. NCBI's taxonomy places the organism in Eukaryota, Dinophyceae, Suessiales, Symbiodiniaceae. The record is from the annotation of a GenBank genome assembly.